This is a messenger RNA of Sungouiella intermedia, 570 nucleotides long. The record is from the annotation of a GenBank genome assembly. Lineage: Eukaryota; Fungi; Ascomycota; Pichiomycetes; Serinales; Metschnikowiaceae.
AUGGUUCCCGAAAGCCUACAAUUUAUAGGAAGUAUCCUCUCUUGGACACUCCGGGCAGGGUGUGCUGCUCACCUAUUUAAUGAAUAUGUUUACGAAUUCACAGAGACAAAAGGUGAGUCCAUGCUCACUACAUUGCAGGCCAACCACGACUUUGUUCAUGCAUUGAAAUCCUACCGUCUAGGAAGAAACCUAGACAUUGGAGAUCUUGUGGUUGCAACCAAGCCUUCAGACCCAGACCACAGAAUUUGUAAGCGUAUUUCGGGCAUGCCUGGAGACGUUAUUCUAGUGGAUCCAUCCAGCUCAUCAUCCAUCACCAACAGUCCCGCAAUGUGUAUACAGAAUGAUGGAUUUAACAAGUUUGUUCAGGUUCCUGAAGGCCAUGUAUGGGUUACUGGCGAUAAUCUCAGUCAUUCACUUGAUUCACGGUCAUAUUCGUGGCUUCCAAUGGCGUUGAUCAAGGGAAAGGUAGUUGCAGUGAAUUCGAUGGAUAAAGGCUUGCGGGACGAGAAUGGGAAGUUUUGGUUCUACAACUUCAGAUGGAUUGAGAAUACAUUUGUGGAUGAACCCUAG